Spathaspora passalidarum NRRL Y-27907 is the source of this 1311-nucleotide messenger RNA. RefSeq names its product Apm1p (gene APM1). The transcript has a single exon. Gene Ontology annotation, molecular function: clathrin-cargo adaptor activity. Bases 1 to 1311 code for a protein of 436 amino acids. NCBI's taxonomy places the organism in Eukaryota, Fungi, Ascomycota, Pichiomycetes, Serinales, Debaryomycetaceae. Gene Ontology annotation, cellular component: clathrin adaptor complex; clathrin-coated vesicle. The record is from RefSeq and is a predicted model, not a curated record. Gene Ontology annotation, biological process: vesicle-mediated transport; intracellular protein transport.
AUGGCAUCACAAAUUCAUUUUCUUGAUAUCAAGGGCAAAUCAUUGCUCUCGCGUGAUUAUAAGGGUGAUAUCCCCAGUAAUACAAUUGAGAAGUUCCCUUUAUUGCUUUUGGAAUUGGAAAAUUCUAUAGAGGAAGGUGAAUACAAGCCAUUCAUAAACAACCAAGGAAUCAAUUAUGUGUUCAUAAAUCAUAAUAAUUUAUAUAUUUGUGCAUUGACGCGCAAGAAUGAAAACAUUAUGGCAAUUAUUAUGUUUUUAUCCAAGUUGGUUGAAGUCAUGACUCAAUAUUUCAAGUCCUUGGAAGAAGAAAGUAUUCGUGAUAAUUUUGUCAUCAUAUAUGAAUUAUUGGAUGAAAUGAUGGAUUUUGGUAUACCACAAAUAACAGACACAAAGAUAUUGAAAGAAUACAUUACUCAAGACUACUAUUCCUUGAUCAAAUCUUCACCUCAACAUUUAUUAACACCACCAAAUGCGGUGACAAACGCUGUCAGUUGGAGAAAAGAUGGUAUUUUCUACAAGAAGAAUGAAGCAUUCUUGGAUGUUAUUGAAUCUAUCAACAUGUUAAUAAAUGCCAAUGGACAAGUAUUAAAUAGUGAAAUCUUGGGAGAAGUCAAAAUUAAGUCACAUUUGAGUGGUAUGCCCGACUUAAGGUUAGGACUUAACGAUAAGGGGAUAUUCACAUCAGAAGGGGAUACCAGUGGUAAAGGUAUUGAAAUGGAAGAUAUCAAGUUCCAUCAAUGUGUUAGAUUAUCCAAAUUUGAAAAUGAAAAGAUUAUCACAUUCAUACCACCAGAUGGAGAAUUUACAUUAAUGAGUUAUAGAUUAUCAAGUGCACAAUUUCUCAUGAAGCCCUUACUAUUGGUCAAUUGUCGAAUGAAGGUGCAUAAGCAUUCCAGAAUUGAAAUUGUGUGUUCUAUAAAGGCACAAAUAAAGAAAAAAUCAACUGCAAAUAAUGUUGAAGUAAUUAUACCAAUCCCAGAAGAUGCCGAUACACCAAAAUUCAACCCAGAGUAUGGUUCGGUUAAGUGGAUCCCAGAAAAAUCUUGUCUUGUAUGGAAAUUAAAGACUUUCCCAGGUGGUAAACAAUUUACCAUGUCGGCAGAAUUAGGAUUACCAGCUGUGGUUGACUCAGAAAAGGCGAUUGCCAACAAUAAACCUAUAAAAGUCAAUUUUUCAAUUCCUUAUUUUACCACUAGUGGAAUUCAAGUGAGAUAUUUAAGAAUUAAUGAACCUAAAUUACAAUAUCAAUCCUAUCCUUGGGUCAGAUAUAUUACUCAAUCUGGUGAAGAUUAUACAGUUAGAAUGAAGUAA